Molecule: messenger RNA, 145 nt
Organism: Racocetra persica
Lineage: Eukaryota; Fungi; Glomeromycota; Glomeromycetes; Diversisporales; Gigasporaceae
Source: the annotation of a GenBank genome assembly
AUGGCUAAGAUGUUUACGGGAAAACCUCCUCGUUUUUAUUGUGAAGAUGAAGAAAUGUUAGCUAUAAAAAUAUAUAAUGGAUUGCAUCCCAAAGACACUUCUGAACCAACUGCAUAUAACAUUUGUAAAAGAACUACCAAAGAUG